Molecule: messenger RNA, 1726 nt
Organism: Acyrthosiphon pisum (pea aphid)
Lineage: Eukaryota; Metazoa; Arthropoda; Insecta; Hemiptera; Aphididae
Product: regucalcin-like
Exons: 7
Coding region: 231-1211 (326 amino acids)
Biological process (GO): L-ascorbic acid biosynthetic process
Molecular function (GO): gluconolactonase activity; enzyme regulator activity; calcium ion binding
Source: RefSeq, a predicted model, not a curated record
UCUUGUCCACGACCGAUGUAGAGUACCUACCGUAUAUUGCGCAUUUCGUGUUUUAUAAUAAUAAUUUAAAUAAAUACAAUUUUUUACAUAGACAUUUUUCGUUUAAUAGAUUCAAAAACGUAUUAGCACCAAACAGACGAAGAUUUACAGCGGAACAUUUAAAACAAACUUUAAUUAGAGUCGAAGUGAUCGUCGUGUACGGCCAACGAGUAGAAACGUUUUGCGCAGAUAUGAGUUCACUUACGCAGCCGCCGCCGUCGUCUAUACAGACGCCUCAGCAGUACAACGUAGAACGAGUGUCGCCUGCCAUGGAACUCGGAGAAGGCCCGCACUGGUACUCGCCCACCGGCAGUUUGUAUUUCGUAGAUCUCCACCAGGGCAAGAUCAACAGAUACCAUCCGGAAUCGAACAGCCUCUUCAGCGCCAAGAUAGAGGGCUACAACGAUGUAACGGUCAUCAUUCCGAUCGAGGACAAGCCUGAUAUGUUCGUAGUCGGUCUGGGCGCUUCGCUCGGCAUAGUACAGUGGGACGGGUGUUCGAGUACAACGAGUCGGCCCAAGUACGAGAAACUGAUCGACGAGACACCGGGCAAUCGCCUGAACGACGGUAAAGCGGACGCCACUGGUCGAGUGUGGGUCGGAUCCAUGGGCCCGGAGAUAGAAGGCAACCCGGACCACUACUACAAGUACCGCGGUUCCCUGUUCUCGGUGGAACUCGAUGGCACCGUCAACAAGCGCUUGUCCAACGUGAGCAUCUCCAACGGAAUGGCGUGGAGUUCGGAUAACAAAGAGUUCUACUAUGUGGACACUUACAAGUUCGCGGUCGAGUCGUACGAUUUCGACAUAAGCACCGGAGAGCUAUCCAACGGAAAAGUGAUUUUCGACUUGACAGCCAAUAAAGUCGCCGGCGCUCCGGACGGCAUGACCAUCGACACAAACGGCAACCUCUGGGUGGCGUGUUACAACAGCAAUCACAUCUUGAAAAUCGAUCCCAAAACCGGCACGCUGUUGACAACCGUCGAAUUGCCCGCCUAUCAGAUCACCUCGGCCGCAUUCGGUGGACCGAAAUUGGACGAGCUGUACGUGACGACGGCCGGUUACCAGUUAACCGAUGAGCAAAGGGCCAAACGUCCGUAUUCAGGUGCUGUGUUCCGAGUGACUAACACGGGAUCCACCGGCUUCGAAGGCGUGUCCGCCAAAAUUCACGUGUAACCCAACUAUUUAAAUGGUUACUUUAAUCGUAUUUUCAGGUUAACAUAGGGACAAUUUAAAUAGUAUAGUUAUAAAUAAAUACUAAAUUGGUUUAGUUUACAACAUAUUUAGCUGUUUCAAUUUUAUAUUUAAUUCCAAUUCCAAUAAAACUACUUCAUUGUAGGAACUAAACAAUAUAGUUAUGUUACUAUUACAUAGGAUUUCUCUACCUAAAUAUAGUAUAGUUGGUGCAACCAAUAUAUUAGUUUAUAAUUAAUAUAAUCAACCUUUUGAAUUAUCAGAUUAACUUAACUGUUUAGUAAGCCCGACUUAAGUUUUAUUUUAUUUAAUUAUGCACACUAGUUAAAAAAAGUAAUGUUAACUAUUUAUUUCGUAAAUCUAAACCCAUUUAGUGGAUUAAAAUGUAUUGUUUGGAUCAUGAAAUUAACUAAAAUGUGUGGUUGGUCCAUCUUUAUUUAUUUUUUUAUUUUAUUUUGUGUAAGAGAUUAAGUUUACAAAUAUAGUAAAGUACCUAA